This is a messenger RNA of Hydractinia symbiolongicarpus, 2161 nucleotides long. RefSeq names its product myoneurin-like. The transcript has 3 exons. The coding region runs from base 28 to 1524 and encodes 498 amino acids. Gene Ontology annotation, cellular component: nucleus. Lineage: Eukaryota; Metazoa; Cnidaria; Hydrozoa; Anthoathecata; Hydractiniidae. The record is from RefSeq and is a predicted model, not a curated record.
UAUAGCCCCGAUGAACAAACAAACAAAAUGGCACAGUCAGCUGUGAACAAUAUUUCUGAAGAAACGAACCCAACUAAUCCUAUCUUGUCUAAUGACAGUGGUACAUGUACUGAAGAAGAAGAGGAGAUCAUGCAGGAAACAAGCAAAGGAGACACCAUAAUUGAAAGACUUCAUUUCAACAAGAGUCUUGUCGUUGAGAAGAUUGUGGACGUUUCUUUUUCAAAGGAGGGUGAUCGCUUUUAUCGUGUGCAAUGGGAAGAAACAUGGGAACGAGAAGAGGAUCUGUUACUUGCAUGCAAAGAUUUACUCCGCGAUUACUGGGAGAAUCACUUGAUAUCUUAUGUUUCUCAGGAAAAGAUGAAACCUUCACUUGACCACAAUAAUACAUUAUCCACUGUUACAUCAAUGGAGGAAAGUAAAACGGAAGCAAUGCAUAAUUCGUCUGAAGUAUCUCCUUCUGAAAUACUAACGGCCGAGGUAUCAACUGAUGUGUCGUCUCCCGAAGUAUCGCCUCCCGAGAUGUCGACUCUCGAAGGAUCGCCCUCUGCGAUUUCCGAAGUGUCGCCUUCUGAAGAAUCGACUUCUCAAGUACCAUUUCCCGACAUAUCGCCUCCUAAUGUGGCGCCUGUAGCUUGCUCUGCAAAUUCGUCACAAACCAGCAAUGCGAUAGAGGCUGAGCGAGCGAAAGACUUCUUAAAGGAUAUCCCUGAGCAGUAUAGGAACGUUGGGUUUGCAAAAUCUAUUCGUGAACAAUUUUUAGCAGAGGUUCCAAUAGAAAACAAGUUUGACUUUAUCGAAGAUUUCAUCGCCAAGCGAAACGAACCGAAGAAACGCAACAACAUAGAGAAGAGACCUCGCGAGGACAUUAUAAGAGAAUAUAUAUCUUAUCGAAACGGAACGCGAGUUGCAUGUGAAGUGUGUGGAGAAUCUUUUGCAGAUAAGAAGAGUUUGCUACGCCAUAAAAUUUGCCGACACGCUAAGUACUCACCGCACCAAUGCGGCAUCUGUCGUAAAAUGUUUGUAAAACCAGGUGACGUUCGUCGGCACAUGGCAACCCAUUCUGACGUCAGAGCGUAUUAUUGUUGUUAUUGUUCAAAAGCAUACAAAACAAAAAAUCAUUUACAAAGACAUAUAAAAGCGAAACAUAAGGAGGAUUCAGCUCUUGUAAGUGCUAGCGAUGGAAUGGAAGAAAUCAUCCCGAUGACAAACGACAGUAGCGACAGCUUGUCGGACAAUAUAAUAAAUAUGACGUCCGGCGAGACAAGUGCGGGGGUACUUAACAUUGUCCAACAGCAAAACGGAAACAAUCUUCUUUCUCCUCUACAUGACGAAAUGAGCAAUCCACAUGAUACAGUAUUGCAUCCAGUUGCUAUCAAUGCGAAUACUAUUUUGCUGCAUGAUACUAGCACAGUUCUGCAAAAUGCAAAUGUUAUUUUGCAUAACCAUCCUGCGCUUUCUGAAAAUUUCAUGACUACACGCGCAGACGGAGUACAAAUGUGUUUAAUUGACAGGCCCUUUUUUUAAUUUGUACCGUACUAUUGUUGUAUUUAGUCAACCUCAUCCCCAGGGCUUGUCCGAGAUUGUCAGAAAGAGAGCUCUGGGGACAAGGUUGGUAUUUAGCUUGUACAUACCUCCGGGAAAUUCUAAUAACGGCUUUCCUUAAUUUUUGAUUUUGCAUUAAGAGCAGAGAAUAUGCGCAUUAUUUCGGUAGUAAGAAAGUAUAAACAACAGACCACAGUUAUCAAACAAGUUUAUUCUUUUUAGUUUUUGUUUCUAAAAAGUUUGCGAAUUACAUUAAUAGCAAUUUUACCCUAUAUGGUCCUGCUUUUUUUUACCUACAGAAUAUGCGCGCAUGUAAAAAACGUCGCAAAAUUUUGUAAAUAUUGUCAAGUCAAGCAUAGGUAAGAGUGUUUUUAUAUGAAAAAAAUAUGAUCGAUUUUGUGAACGAAGACUAAGUAGGAACGACAUUUAUUUUACGAAGACAAGUUUUUAAUUCGGGAUUGAAUCUGAAUGUAAAAAUGGCUUAAUGGAUUUAAACAUGGGACUUUUGUAUAUUAUUGUAUGCAUUAUAUGCUGACCAGUCAGCAAUUUAAGCUCUAUGAGUUGAAGAUGUGAAGAAAAGUCUUGUUUGUUCAAAUAAAUAUUAAAUAUGUAUUCUCAA